AUGGGAUCUUCGUCUUCUUCUUCUUCUUUUUCGGGAUCUUCACUUUCUUCAACUCAUUGCUACAGAAUAAAGUCUCCGGCUAUUCAGAAAAGGCCCCAAUCUACUCAAUAUUGCUCAUCAAGGAAGAGUAUUCGUCGUUUUCAGAAUCAGAUAAAACAAAAAUCGAUAAUAAGCACUAAAGGUACUCGUGGAAAGGGUACAAGAGGUCGCGGCGGAGGCCGUGGAGGUGCUCGGCCUGGGUCUUCGUCAUCUGGUCACAUGCCUAAUGUUGAAGCUAGGGAGGCACCGGCUUCCUCUGUGACUGAGACUGGGUCUCAUGAUAGUGUGGCUGGGGAUGACGCAUUUUCUCAAGCCAUGUUAAGAAUUUUAGAGAGAGUUGCCCCUAAUGUGGUAGAAUAUUGGGUUGAGGCCACAAGGAGGAUCAUGGGCGAUCUCGACUGCACCCCCGAGCAUAAACUAAAAGGUGCAGUGUCAUUGCUGCGAGAUAAAGCCUAUCAGUGGUGGCUUAAAGUUAAGGAGGGAACUCAGCCCGAUCAGUUGACCUGGGAAUUUUUCAAGACUAUUUUCCAAGGAAAAUAUAUAGGCGCUAGUUAUGUGGACGCCUGGAAGAGAGAGUUUCUGAAUUUGACUCAGGGGGAUAGAUCAGUAGCUGAAUAUGAGGCUGAAUUUUUACGAUUAAGCCGCUAUGCGCAUGGGAUGAUGGCAACUGAAUAUAAGCACUGUGUUUAUUUCGAGGACAGCCUCAGAGAUAGUCUACGGGACAGAGGUAGGAACAAGAGGGAUUUAGAGCCCUCAAGUUCAUUUCUGAGGCCUAAGAAGAAGGCCAGAGUUGAUGGGCUAGUCAGAGUUGGAGCCCAUGUUGCUGCUACGGGAUCACAACCUUGUGCAGAUUAUGGGAAACGUCAUCAAGGCGAGUGUUGGAAAAGGAUUAAGGCAUGUUUGAGAUGUAAAUUAUUGGAACACCGUAUUAGGGAUUAUCCAUGGAGGCUAGAGAAGAUGCAAGCUACAGGUUUGGGUAAUAGGGCACCGGGUAGAGGUCCUGGUCAUACUGAGGCGAGGCAGGUAGCUCUGGUUUAUGCUGUACCUCACCGGGAGGAUAGAGAUGCCCCAGAUGUUAUCACGGGCAUAUUUUUUAUCCGUAAUGUAUCUUAUACUAUACUGAUUGAUGUUGGAUCUACUCAUUCCUAUAUAGCAUGCACUGUGUCUGAGACAUUGGGUAUAAUGGUUGAAAGCACCACGAGUAAAGUUACUAUGUUGAGUCUACUAGGGCAGUUAGUUAGGGUAAAUAAAUUGUUUAGAGAUAUACCUUUGGAGGUUCAAGGAGUGAUCUUCUUGGCAGAUUUAAUGGAACUUCCUUUCGGAGAAUUCAACUUAAUUCUGGGAAUGGAUUUGCUAGUGAAACAUCGAGCAAACUUAGACUGUACUACUAAAUAG
Gossypium arboreum is the source of this 1434-nucleotide messenger RNA. RefSeq lists its product as uncharacterized. The record is from RefSeq and is a predicted model, not a curated record. Lineage: Eukaryota; Viridiplantae; Streptophyta; Magnoliopsida; Malvales; Malvaceae. The transcript has 6 exons. Bases 1 to 1434 code for a protein of 477 amino acids.